CUUCGUUGCAAAAAUGUGCACUUCUUUUGAAGAACGUUUAUCACACAAACUGUCAAGUUUUUAUUUGUUUGCCUUUGGAUGUAUGCAUGUUGCUCUUUUAGGUUGAAGAAGUAAUUUAAUAUUUAUGAAAUCCAACAAUGGAGCCGGAAUAUAGCAUAGCGGUUGCAAAGUACGAUUACACUGCAGAGGCCGACAACGAGUUGACUAUCCGUAAAAAUGAAAAACUAACAGUAUUAGACGACAGCCAACUGUGGUGGAUGGUUCAGAAUGAACGUUCUCAUUCGGGCUUUGUUCCGUCCAAUUACUUGACUCGGAAGGACUCUACAAAAGGCAAGAAGAACAUUAUUGCCAACUUGACUAGCAAGGUGUUAAAAAAUACAAAACGGACAUCAAUUGAUCCAACAGAAUCAGAUAGCCAGCCAGUUAAGCUAGGCAAGCAAGGUGGAAACGUGUUAAUGGUUGCCACAGCUAAGUACCCUUAUGCUCCAACGCGAGAUGAUGAAAUAGAAUUAAACAGAGGCGAUCAAGUUAUGGUAUUAGAAAUGGAACAUGAUGGCUGGUGUAGAGGUGAAUGUAAUGGCAAAACUGGCUGGUUCCCAUUUAAUUACAUUCAAACAGACACAAGUCCAGAGUACGUUAGUCCUAGUGACAUCAUGCCCGGUGUGGACACACCUAUUAUUUGUAAAGUAAGAACUCUCUAUAAAUUUGCUUCUCAAUCCCAUGAAGAACUUUCGUUCGAAAAAGACUCUGUUCUUGAAAUAAUAAAUAAACCGAAGGAUGACCCAGAUUGGUGGCAAGCACGAAAGUCCAAUGGUGAAAUUGGGUUAGUCCCACGGAAUUACGUUGAAGAAAUAGUCUCGUCAGUUACGCCAGGCCCGGUAAAACCAAAACAUCCUGUGACGUCAACAGUCGAGCGAAAAAAGAGUGAGCAUGAAUUUAGUAAUCGCGAUUGGUAUCACGGUACAUUGUCACGCCAGUUGUGUGAGUCAUUGUUGCGAAACCAUGCCAAAGAGGGAGAAUAUCUAGUUCGUAAUAGUGAAAGUAAGCCUGGCGAUUAUUCGUUGUCGAUGAAAGUUCCAGAUCGAAUAAAACACUUCAAAAUCUCCUUCGUUAACGAUAAAUACGUGAUAGGGCAGCGUUCUUUCGACUCGGUCGACAGCCUGAUAAAUCAUUACAUAAAAGCCGUCAUAUAUACAACCGACUCUGGUCAAAAAAUGCAUCUGGAGAAACCACUUAGUAAAACAUUAAGUAGAAAUGGUGUUGGUUAUUCGUGAACAUUUUGGCUGGUUGUACAGUAUGGUUGUACAGUAUGUUGCAUUUAUUUCCCAAAAGGUUUUUUUUCGUGAUUUUUUUUUAAAACUGGCGUGUAUUUUCCUGUUUCAUAAAAAUAGUAUAUUUAUAGCAUAAUUAAACUUACCAAGAGCUUUUAACAGAAUUGCAAGUCUUACUGCCUCUGCCUCAAUUUAAACUGAGAAAUCGACCUAACUUGGAGUUAAAGGUCCUAGAUUAAAACUGUUCCGUAAUUUAAUCCUAAAGAAAUUAAUUUCCCUCUUUUCACUUCAAACGUGCUUUACGACUGUGAACACUUCUUCAUUCUAUGGAAUUGAUGUUAAAGGUCUUGCGAAUUAUUGGUUACAAAAAGGUUAUAACCUAAAUGUUGCUCUCAUGUUCCGAAGUUGAGAAGUUGUAUUUUGCCCUUAUAUUUUUUAAUUGUUUUUUUUUUGAAUUUUAUAUAUUUCAUCCCUGGCGGUACACACAAAAUUCUUUGUUUUUACCCUCUCAAGUUUUGCUUGGAUGCUUUUUUAAUAUUUUUUUUAAAUGAAAAUGUUAAUUUCUUCUUACAGUAUUCUUGGUAAUCUAAUUGUAGGGGAGGGGGGGGGGAGGAGGGUUAUGUUUCUUAAAAUCAAUAAUUGGGUUGUUAAUAAAUUAAAAUGGGUGGGUUCUCAUUCGGAGGUCGUCACAGAUGGGAGGGGUUGUUUUUAAUGUUUUUAUUCAAAUCGUGUCGUACCUUCUUUAUACUCGAUGCGUUUUAUUAAUUCUAAUUUUUUGUCAGAAAGUUGUUGAGUAGCAUGCAGCUUUUUUGUAAGAUUUUGAAUACUUUAACUGAAAAAAUACUGUUCUGAGGUGGAAUGAUGAUUCUCAGAUAUGGGAUGCAAAAUUGAAAUAUGUCGUAAAAUUCUCCGAAAUCCGUUUCCCCCUUCGUCCUCUACAGCUAGGUUACCAAACGUUUCUAAUUUCACUUUUUUUAAAAUCUAUCUUCCAUAUAUGUCGCAAUAUCGUGUGUAUCGUUCUUUUUUCUUUUCUUUUUUUUUAAAAAAGUAAAUGGUUCCCAUCAGCUGGCGACUAAAACAAAAAAGGUUUUUUCUCUCAUUCAAAUUUCAGUUUUUGUUAAACAAGAUUACUCCUUGAAAAAGGUCAAAAAGCUCCUGAAAUGUCCUGGAAUUUAUUUUUCGAAAAUGAGUUGUCAAUCUCAGUAAAAGUACACAUAAGCUUUUCGUUUUAUUAAAUUUACAAAUCUUAUAUUGUCAAACGUUUCCGGUUGAAGCUAAACUAUUUUUUCCUAUAUGUGUUAUAACAUUGCGUCAUUUUGUUACGUUCUAACAUAUUUAUCCUUCAAAUGGCAAAUAAAGACUGCCUUAUUACGUAAAAUUCUGCGUCUGUGAUUUAAUCCUAAAAUUUUCCUUUCUUUCGUCACAAUGGUUUGUACUGUGGGUAUGUGUCAAAAUGCCACCUUGAUCCAGUUUUUACAAAUGUCAAGAUCACCACCUCUUUAAUGUGUUACACUUCGAUUAUUUUAUUUGAAGAAAAAUUCGCAAAUUUGAAAAUUCAAUAAAUUCGAGUAAUGAAUAUUUGCGAAUUGGGAAUUUACUUUAAAAAUAGUUGAUGGAAAUGUUUUAUCGGUUAAAAAAGUAGGUAAAUAGUUUUGGUUGUUAAAAGUAUUAUUAAGUUUUUACCAACUUUGUUUUGUCACUGAUAAGGAAAAGCUGUGAUCACUCCAUUAGGUUAUACAAAAGAACCUGGCCCCUCUGAAUAAAAUACAAUCUGUCUUUGUAAGAAUCGAGUUUCGUUUUGGUUUAAUGUUAUUUUGGGAUGAUUGUUGAGUGAUGAUAUGGUGUAGUGUAUUCAGAGAAAUCUAUGUUGAGAAGUAUGAGUAACCUCAUGAAAAUGGCAAAUAAAACACGAAGGAAAGCCAUUCACAACUUAGGAUGUUGUUAAGAGACUGGUGAUAUGUUAUCACCAGUCUCAGUUUAUAGUGUUAUACUUGAAUAAAGAUUAUAUAUAUGUGUUGGGAAACAAAACUGUUAUUUGGUUACGUUAAAGAAUGAAACUUUUGCGAGAUAGUAAAUUUUGGAAAAUAAUAGGCCUAUUUUGCAUACGCUAAUUGUUGUAAAAGAUCUCUUUUAUUCACGGAAUUUGUUCUAAGAAAAGUAAACAAUUUUAUGUAUUAAAAUUUUGUUUUCAUCCCCUUUUUUUUUGGACGACUAUCCAUUCGCAAAAUUUUUUUCUUCGGCAAAUAUAAAAAUCGGUGCCAUUUGCAAACGUUAAUACUCUAAAUUUUGCGAAUGUUUCAUCUUGGUUUACCGCGAAAGUUUCUUUCAAGUAUCUUAUUUCUUAAUACUAAAAUAUUUCCUCUUAAACUUCCCUCUUUACGCUUAUGUUCUUUAUGUGUAAGAAUUCUCACUAGUGUUGUAUCUUAUUAGCAAUCGUCACUCAAAUGACGAAGUUACAGAUUUUGAACGCCUUUGUCGUUGGUUAGUCUAUUGAUAGUCAAUACCCAAGAAAUUUUUGUGUAUAUAUAUGUGUAAUGAUUUUUAUAUGCUGUGCUCCUUUUCCGUGUGAUUGAAAAAAGCAUAUUUUUAAUAUUUUCUGUUAUUUAUAAAUUUGAUGUUUCACUAUCUGCUUAAUUCUGCUAAAAUAUUAGUUGAAAACCUUC
Hydractinia symbiolongicarpus is the source of this 3934-nucleotide messenger RNA. Its product is annotated as cytoplasmic protein NCK2-like. Gene Ontology annotation, molecular function: protein binding. NCBI's taxonomy places the organism in Eukaryota, Metazoa, Cnidaria, Hydrozoa, Anthoathecata, Hydractiniidae. The record is from RefSeq and is a predicted model, not a curated record. The transcript has 2 exons. The coding region runs from base 138 to 1274 and encodes 378 amino acids.